Molecule: messenger RNA, 1386 nt
Organism: Penicillium odoratum
Lineage: Eukaryota; Fungi; Ascomycota; Eurotiomycetes; Eurotiales; Aspergillaceae
Exons: 1
Coding region: 1-1386 (461 amino acids)
Source: RefSeq, a predicted model, not a curated record
AUGUCAAUCUCCCAAGCACCCCAAGCCCCCCGUGCGGCUGGGAACUCUGCUCAACGCGUCCUAUCUGCGGACGCCCGUCAUAAGGCCAGUCGUUCAGCCCGGAGGAGGAAUAAAAAGGACCGUCAAAGGAAUGGAGCAAGGGAACCACCCCUAUCUGAUCCAUGUCCCAACGCUCUUAAUUCUGGAAAGAGACAAUUGGAUGCUGCGACAGAGACCGAGACUCCCAAACCUCCAUCCAAGAAAGGCCGAGUAAGCUCGACAACCCAAAAAACGCCACAGGUUGAGAUUCCGACGAGAAGCCACAUGGAGGAGGUUUCACUUCAGGGGCAAUGGCCCGAAGGGUAUCACUCUUCUGAUUCAUCCUCUGAAGAAGAGUCACACUCGGUAGAGGAUGACAUAAAAGAGUCAGACUCGGCUUAUCGUGGCCCUUAUUCAGAGGAUGACUCAGCAGGAUCAAGCUCUUCCCGUGACUCUUCUAUAGAGCGUGACUUAGAAGAGCGUGAACACGGAUUUAAAUUGCCUGAACUCUUGCCUGGACCCUUUGACUGUACAGACUUAGUGAUGAGGGAGUACCGUAUCGUCGCUCGGGAAGAAUCGGCGGAAAGAGCCCGGGCUUCUGCCACCUCGGUAUUCGUGGAGAGGGAGCUUUCCAUCGUUUCAGAAGUACCUUCAGAAGUGUCUCUAGCCCAUGAUUCUGCAGACUCUGCGUCUCGAAUCGGAUCAGUCGAGCCCAUAGUUUCUAUAAACAUGAGAAUGCCACCUUUGGAGCCGAACUUGUACAACCAGGAUGAUAUGCCGGAGCAGUAUAUCGAUGGUACCUGGGUUGUUGUUACAGCCCCUUUUCCCCCAUCAGAAGACUCUUUGUCUUUUAAACUCAUCGCGAAGGCUGUCUCUGCUGCGUUGGAAAAAAUGGAACCUCCCGAUAUGAACGGCGCCCGGCAUGUCGAAAAUAGUGCGCAGUCCUGGAUGGUUGCCCUCCACUCCGUUACCGCCGCUCAGCGGUUGAUUGGAACAGAAGUUUGCUUCAAGAAUCCCGAUGGGAGCGAAAACAUUUUUAGUUUCUCAUCCUUUCCCAUUUCAAACGCCAUCGGUUUUGUUACAAACAGAACCGAGGGUAUCACCGCCCGACAGAUCGUGAUGGAGUUAUCAAGGAUCCUUCCAACCAAGGUGUUUGUUAUGGAUGAAAUGAAGUAUGGUAAAACCACCGGCCCCAAGAAAAGAAUAUUGUUUGAGAAGCCCCCGAACCUUCGUGUGCUGGAGCUGGAAUUUGGAAAAACCGUGAUCAAGUUCUUGGAGGAAGAGGCCAACGGAACAUGUUACUUCUGCUUGAAAAGCCACGAAAGUACCGAAUGUGAGUUCGCCUGUCGUGUGAAUGGGGAGACAUAA